Molecule: messenger RNA, 5334 nt
Organism: Gigantopelta aegis
Lineage: Eukaryota; Metazoa; Mollusca; Gastropoda; Neomphalida; Peltospiridae
Product: WASH complex subunit 2A-like
Exons: 36
Coding region: 2-4876 (1624 amino acids)
Biological process (GO): protein localization to endosome; retrograde transport, endosome to Golgi
Cellular component (GO): WASH complex; early endosome
Molecular function (GO): retromer complex binding; phosphatidylinositol phosphate binding
Source: RefSeq, a predicted model, not a curated record
AAUGGCGCCGCCAGCACCUCCCAUGUCGGAGGAAGUCACCGACGGAGCUGCUGCCGCUCAGACUAAUGGACCAGCAAUGGGUUCUGGUGAAAAUGGUCCACGAAGGUGGGAAAGGCCUUGGACGACUUCAGAAAUACGCCAAGAGGCCAAUAACUGGUCACUGGCGGGAGAUGCAGGGCUGCUACAGCACCUGCAGGAGUUUUCUCAGCGCGUGUUGUCACGGACACACGAGAUAGAACAGGAAGUCGAUGGUCUGGUACACGAGGCAAAGUUGACCAGUGUGCGGGUAAACAAUGUUUUCAAUGACUUCAUUAUGCUGGCAAACACCCAGUUUGUAGAAAACCGAGUUUACGAUGAAGACGUCAGUCAGGCAAGCAAAGAAGAAGGACAGAAAGCUGAACAGGAGGAUAAAUCUCGUGAGCAGCGUGAAGCUGAACUGAUUCCGAAGGUUUCCGAGGCGUUGCGCUACGGACUGAACGUGAUCGACGAAGCCUUCGAGAAACUCGACACGAACGUCGUAAACUCCGACUCGGAGGACGAAGAUGACGCGGAUUACAAAGUGGAUCCCAUCCUCGAGGCAAAGGAUCCGUAUGUCAACCGCCCACUGCCGUGUCUGAUUGGGACGCCGGCUUUCUGGCAAGACGACAAUGUCGGACUCUUAGAGGAUGUGUCAGAGAAUGAAGAGUCUGACCACGGCAGUAUCAGCGAGAGCGAGGAGGAGAAGUUGAAGUACUCAGACUCGGAAGAAGAGAGAAGGAUUAAAGCCCGACAGCAGAAACUUAAAAAGGUUUCUGAUGAAUCCGACACAGAGAGUGAAGAAGAAAGCGAUGACGAAAGUGACACUGACGAAGAAGAACUGUUUGAGAGUAAAGAGAAGAAACUCGAUCAGGAGGAAUCUAGUGGGGAGGACUUGAGUUCAGAGGGGGAGGGGGAGGAAAAUGAAACAGCAAAGAGUCAGGUGAAUGGAGGCGUAAGAGAUUUCACAUCGGAACUGGCGUCUAAGAUCGGCGCAGCAGUUCCUAAACGUGUUCCAGCUGAAGAUAGUGAGGAAGAGGAAGAGAAACCCGCAGUACGAGAAGCGCGAGCCUCAUCAGUGAGGAAGGAAAAACACAAGAAACACAAGGACGAGAGCAAGAAGAAACACAAACCCAAAACACAGCAGGAAGAUGCUGAUAUGUUUGGUGCCAGUCCCGAGAAAGACGAUGAUUUGUUUGGUAAAUCGGGUGGUCUGUUUUCCACCGGCUCCGGUCUCUUCGAUGAUGACAGUGAGGGUGGAUUGUUUGAUGACGUUGACCACAGAAAGUCGAGAAGGACAAAGAAACCUUCCAUGAUGGAGGAGGAGGAGGAGGAGCGGGAAGAAGAAGAGGUUGUAGUUAAAGAGGUGGAACAGAAGACUAGAAGUGGUAAGAAGAUUCCUAAAGGAGCUGUGUCAAUUUUUGCAGGCGGAGAUGAUGAUUUGUUUAGUGACAGACACGAGGACAAGAACAACAGCAAACAACAACAGCAGCAGCAGCAGCCAGUGAACAAACCCGCGAGGUCGGCGUCCGGUCUCGGCGGCGGUCUGUUUGAUGACGAUGAUGAUGAUGAAGGGGACGACCUAUUUUCUGUUGCUCCAAAGAAGUCGGCGGUGUCAAAAGAUCGAGCCAGCAGUGGAGUGAAGAGCAGCACGAAGGAGACCAAGCCGUCCAGUAAGGAUCUGUUUGCCGACGACGAAGACGAGGAUGAUUUGUUUUCAGGGUCCUCGAAACCCGAGAAGACUCCCAAAGCAGACGUCAAACCAAAGCAGAAGAAACCUGAGAAAAAGUUGCCGGCUGGAGCAGUGUCGAUGUUUGUCGGAGGUUUUAACCCUUUAACUGCUGCCCUCAAGAAACAGAGACCCACCUCAGACAGCGAGGAGGAGAAACAAGACAACACAGACGGUGAGAAGUCUCGCAGCGGCAGCAUCCGAUCCAGCAAGUCUUCGAGUUCCGCUGCCUCAGUAACCAAGAAGACAGCCCCAAGUCCAUCUCCAUCUGCUAACAGUCUGUUCGGAGAUGAGGAUAUUGACGACAGCCUGUUUACAGCCAAACCAAGAACCAACAGCAAACCGAAACCGAAGACUGCAGCAUCAUCCCUGUUUGCUGAUGACGGCGACGAUGAUUUGUUUGGUGGCGCUGUCAAGAAGCCGAGUCCUAAACCAGCAGAAACAAAGAAAGAGGAGAAGAGUAAGACGAAGGCAGCUGGUUUGUUUGACAGCGACGGUGACAAUGAAGAUGAUUUCUUCUCAUCAGCUCCAAAGACCAAAGACACGGGUAAAAAGAAGCCUGUAGGUGGCGUUGCUCUGUUUGGUGGCGCAGACAUCUUAUCGAAGAAGAUGCUGUCGGAAAAGAAGGAACAAGCAGAGGAGAAACCCGUCUCCCCAGCGACGGCGUCCCCUAAGAAAACGACGGUGUCCCUGUUUGAUGCCGAAGAAGAAGAUGAUGCUGAUUUGUUCGGAGGUCCACCACCUCUACCACCAGCCGAGAAAAAAGACACGAAAGCGCGGACCAAGUCAAAGAGUCUGUUUGAAGAUGAAGAUUUACUAUUUGGGGGCAGCGAGGAAACUCCCGAUGUCGACCUGUUCAGCAAGGCUGCAGCAGUCACAGACCAGCCCAAGUCAACCAAAGCUAACACUGUCCCCACUAACACUGCUACUAAGAUAGGUGGCGCCACCACGACCUCGAGCACCACUGACCUGUUUGAUGAUGACGAUGAUGAUGAUGAUCUUUUUGGUACGGUAAAAACAAAGUCAUCACCUGCCCCAGUACAGGAGAAGGUUGAUGUACGAGGAGUAACAACAACAGAAAGUUCCGAUAGUGCCAAUGUGGAAGAAGACAAAUCUAAAUCUCCGCCGGUGGAGACGAAGCGAAAGAAACCAGCGGGGGCGGUGUCGAUGUUUGGCGGGAUGGAUCCAAGUGCGAUACUCAAGAAGAAAAAGCCGGUUGAAGAUGUGAGUGAGAAGAAAGAAGACAAGAAACCUGUAGAGAAGCCAGUGGACCUACUCCAUGACAAAGACAAGGAUGAUGAGCAUGUUCUGAGCUCCUCCCCAGGGAAGUCCAAGAUGGCGCCACCCAUAGUGAAACCGAAACCGAUCAGGUCAGACUCGACAAGAUCUGUGGAGAAAAUACCGAGUCUUGACAAGACCCCCAGUGUUGAGAAAGCCCCCAGUCUUGACAAGACCCCCAGUCUUGAGAAGGUGCCCGGUCUUGAGAAGGUGCCCGGUCUUGAGAAGGUGCCCAGUGUGGACAGGGCCCACGAAGAGCCUGAAAAGGAGGACGCCCCGAAGACAUCGAAGCCAAAGAAACCCGUUGGCGGUGUGUCGAUGUUUGGAGGAUUCGAUCCUAUGGCCGGACUCCUCAAGAAAUCCAUAUCCGUCCCAGAGAAAGAUCAACCUCCAGAUGAGGAGGUCGAUAAGAAAGACGUCCCUGAGUCAGUAGCAGCUACAGAGAAUGAGCCCACGUUACCGGCAUCGAUGCCUGCCAAAGAAUCAGUGGUCACAGCAAGACCACCAAGUAAAAUUGGCAAACUCAAGAUUGGUUUGGCUAUCAACCCAGCAGCAUUGUUACCGGGGGCCGCCCCGCCAGUGAAGGAGGACAUUGUGGUAGCUGCAUCGUUUGACGAGCCGGCCAGUCCCAAACCGUUGCCCAGUGUUAACAAGGACAGAGCAAAGCUGACCCGGCGACGCCCGAUGUCUCGGAAAGGUCGAAAGUCGAUGGUUCUCUCUCAGUCGUUUGACGAAUUCACGUUGCCGUCACCGACAGAGGUCGAAGAAUCAUCUCCGAGUAAAUCGAGCCAAUCAGACACUGUCCCCAAAUCACCGAUUGCUCAAAACCCGCCUUCAUCUUCCACCGACCUGUUUGGCAAUGACGAUUUACUCGGUGAGAAAACGGACAGUCCGAAACUGCUAGUGUCAGAAAACAAAGACGAAAGUGACAUUUUCAGCAAAGGUUUGUUUGAGAAGAGUAAAAAAGAAAGUAGUUCUGUUUCGACUAAAGACAAAGGCGAUUCGAUGGAUGGAUUAUUUUCAGAUACGACCAGCAAACUCAAAGAUUCGAAGUCGGAUGAGAAAGACAGUCUCUUUUCAGAUGGAACAAAAGUCAAAGACUCUGUCAAAUCAGAUAAAACUGUUCAAGAUGAUGACGAUGAUUUGUUUUCGUCGACAAAAACAACAAAGUCUUCUGUGAAACAGAAAGCUGUAUUAGACAAAGAUGAUGUUUCCAGUAAAAAGGAUGUUGUCAGUAAAGAGGAAGUUUCCAGUAAAAAGGAUGUUUCUAGUAAAGAGGAAGUUUCCAGUAAAAAGGAUGUUUCUAGUAAAGAGGAAGUUUCUAGUAAAAAGGAUAUUUCCAGUAAAGAAGAAGCUUCCAGUAAAGAGGGUGCGAAGAAAAAGUCUUCUUCGAUUGUGGAUGACGAUAUUUUUGCUAAUGCCAGUAUUAACAAGAAAAAAGAGCCAAAAGCUAAGCUGGAUGACGAUGAUAUAUUUGGAUCAAGCAGCAUGUCGAAACCCGCGGCUAAAGCAUCUGUUGAUGACGACAACAUAUUUGGCAGCGUAGACACGAAGGAGAAGAAGAGAGCGAAGAAAGCGACUGUGAAGGAUGAGUCGCUGUUUAAGGACGACACGGAUAUAUUUUCCGACAUUCCCACCACCAAACCGAAGGAGCCGAAGAAGAAGAAAAAGGUGGCUCCUACAGAGAAGAAAAGUAUUUUUAAAGAUGAUAUCGAUGACAUUUUUGCCGACUCCUCUCCCGUUGCUACAAAACCAAAGAAACAAAGUAAACAGAAGUCAAAGGACACUUCAAAACCAUCUGCCGCAGCCGAAGAUGUCGACAUAUUUGAUGACCCACUGUUAGGUGGGAAAUAAGAUGACCACCGAACCUAGUGAAUAAACAUGAGACUGUAUAAUUCCCCGAACUAAUGCUUAUAAAACACGACUCCCGAACUGAUGCUUAUAAAACACGACUCCCGAACUGAUGCUUAUAAAACACGACUCCCGAACUGAUGCUUAUAAAACACGACUCCCGAACUGAUGCUUAUAAAACACGACUCCCGAACUGAUGCUUAUAAAACACGACUCCCGAACUGAUGCUUAUAAAACACGACUCCCGUGUGGGUUAUGCAAAAACAAAAUGGGUUACCUGAAUUUAUUAUGAUUGCAGAACCCGUAAAAGUUUUAUGCAGAUUUUCAUUUCUCAGAGACCUGGGCACCGUUCCACGAAGUGAUCUUAGCCCUAAGAUUACCUUAGGCGCAUAGUUACCCUAUGCACUUAACUUGAUCUUAGCCCUAAGAUUACCUUAGGCGCAUUGUUACCCUAUGCACUU